UUCAUCAAACCAGUUCUGGAAAAAGAUGGCAAAGACGUGAAAGCGACGUCACUCAGUAACAAUACUGUUAGCAGAAGAAUAGACGAGAUGAUUGAAGAUAUGAAUAUACACCUUGUUGAAAAGCUGAAAACAAAAACAUUCUCAGUGCAAAUGGAUGAAUCAACUUUGAGAGUCAAUGAGGCGGUAUUG
Molecule: messenger RNA, 189 nt
Organism: Lymnaea stagnalis (great pond snail)
Lineage: Eukaryota; Metazoa; Mollusca; Gastropoda; Lymnaeidae
Source: the annotation of a GenBank genome assembly